AUGCCGCUCCAUCUCCUUGGCAAAAAGUCAUGGAAUGUCUACAACUCCGAGAAUAUCGCGCGAGUGAAGCGCGACGAGGCCGAGGCGAAGGCCCGUGAGGAAGAGGAUGAGCGUCGGAUGCAAGAGGUCGAUGCCAAGCGCCGGAUACAGAUAUUACGCGGCGAGCGCCCUUCCACACCCCCACCUCCACCGCCGAUACGCUCUUCGUCAGAUACAAAGAGUCGUCCAGACAGAGAAGGUGCUGGCGGACCCGAGAGGUAUCGCAAGAAACGGCGGCUUGCCGGAGAAGACGAUACGGAUAGGGAUAUCAGACUGGCCCGAGAAGAUGCCGCCCAGGCUCAUGCUAAACGAGAAGAACUUCUUUCUGCGUCCCGUAGUGAUGAUAAGAAAGCACAAGUCCCCCUUUUGGAUAAUGCAGGUCACAUCAACCUCUUCCCAGCCGAAGGUGGCAACAGAAAGGCCGAAAAAAACGCCGAGGCCGAGGCCGAGGCGGAGAAGGAACGACAAGGCUAUGAAAAUCAGUAUAUGAUGCGAUUCUCCAAUGCUGCAGGAUUCAAAGAAGACGUGGGUCGAAAACCAUGGUAUUCGUCAUCUGCCCAGGCCCUAGAAGCACCAGAUUCCAUGUCACAGAAGAAUGUGUGGGGAAAUGAGGACCCAAGGCGCAAAGAACGGGAGAAAGCCCGUAUGGAUGCCAGCGAUCCUCUGAUGGCUAUGAAACAGGCCGUACGCCAAUUAAAAGCUACAGAGCAGGAGCGAAAGCGAUGGAAUGAGAACAAACAAAGAGAGCUCGAAGCGCUGAAAGCUGAAGAAAGUCGUUCUUCAAGGCAUCGUCGGAGGCGACGAUCCAAGUCUAUAGAUAGUUUUGGCAACUUCAAGCUCGAUGCUCCUGCGCCUAGAGAACGCGAUGACAAGGAACAUAGGAGUUCUCGUCGAUGUCAUGAGAAUCGUCAUCAUCACGGAGACCGCAGCCGACAUCGCAGCCGCAGUCGCAGUCGCAGUCGGCAUCGUUCACAUCGAAGCUCCCGCCAUUCUCUAGACCGUUCUUAUCGCCGCUCUCAUGACAGGGCAUGUAGAGAAAGCAGGCAUUCCCGCAAAUCUGAGAAGACUACGGCUGAGCGUUGA
Messenger RNA from Penicillium macrosclerotiorum, 1122 nucleotides. RefSeq lists its product as uncharacterized. Lineage: Eukaryota; Fungi; Ascomycota; Eurotiomycetes; Eurotiales; Aspergillaceae. The record is from RefSeq and is a predicted model, not a curated record. The coding region runs from base 1 to 1122 and encodes 373 amino acids. The transcript is spliced from 2 exons.